AUGGGGCGAGCUGGUGCAGGAUCCGAAUGCUCCUCCCUGGUGGUUGACCCAGCAGAGGGCUGGGAUGCAAACGGAGGAGAUGGGGAAUAUUAUGGUGUGGCUCCUCAUCGGUUCGAUUUUGGACCAGGGAAGAAGUGGGAUCCACGUGAUUGGUCCAGAGAAGAAGCUUUCCGCAGAGCUGAACCGUGGAGGUUUCAACAGAGGGACGUUGAGUCUGGUGAAGACCCGUGGGCUAAGCACAACCGAAGGGAGCAGUAUGAUGGUGGCAGGUAUGAUCGGAGAGGUGACAUCGAGCAGGAUGGUUCUGGCCACGGUGGCCGAGCUUACCAGACGGUUGCGGUGGCACAAAGGGACGAGGAGGCUUACUGGCAGGCUAGGAAGGAACCGAGAGACUUAGAUCCUAAGUUUGACAGAGGUUCUGGUUCCAAGGGUGACACGGGUGGGGCUCGGAAAGGAGGAGUGGAUAGAGAGAGGUCUGACUAUCAGGACGAAGCAGCUGGGUUUCGAAGGCGAGAAGUUGGUGUUGGGGGAGAGCCUAUGUCGCAGGAGAGACGCGGGGCGGAUGGGAAGGGGGAGCAGCAUGUUCCUGACAUGACCAAGAGGGAUGUGGAGGUGGAUUCCCCUUUCCCCGCGCAGCCCCCCGAAGCUGUUGGCGGAGCGGAAAACUUCCCUGCGCAACCUUUCGCGCAGCCUUUUGCUGAUCCUUUGGCGCAGCCGCAGAUGGCGGAGAGGGAGGCGGAGCCCUCCGCCGACCGAGACUCCGCGGGCGCAGUUCCCGCGCCCGCCGCCGCUGCUCCGCAGCCCCACCACCCGCUGCAGCAACCACCGGCGCACGGCGCCGCGCUGCAAUACUCCGCGCUGCCGCACGACGCGCAAGCCGCGCAGGCCGGCGGCGGCGGCUCCCGCGAGGGCUCGCGCGAGCGGGAGCGGGAGACGGAAGGCGAGGCGCUGUCGGUGCGGUUCAACCAGGACUUCACGUGCUUCGCGUGCGGGACGCGCGGCGGCUUCCGCGUGUUCUGCUGCGACCCGCUGUGGGAGACGAUUCGGCGCGACUUCGACGGGCGCGGCGUGGGCAUGGUGGAGAUGCUGUUUCGCUGCAACUUCCUCGCGUUCGUGGGCGGCGGUUCCAACCCGUGCUACCCGCCUAACAAGGCAAUGAUCUGGGACGACAGCCACAGCCGGUGCAUCGGGGAGCUCACCUUCCGCAGUGAAGUGAGGAGCGUGCGGCUGAGGAGGGACCGCAUCGUGGUGGUGCUGGAGCACAAGGUCUACGUUUACAACUUUGCUGACUUGAAACUGCUUCACCAGGUGGAAACGCUGUCCAACCCCAAGGGGCUGUGCGAGGUGUCCCAGUCGCCCAACAGCUUCGUCAUGGCUUGCCCUGGCAAGCACCGGCAGCAGAUCCGCAUUGAGCUGUUUGACCAACGUCGCACGCAUUUCAUCGCAGCGCACGACUCGGAGCCCGCCUGCAUCGCGCUCUCUCUAGACGGGCAGCGCCUGGCCACGGCCAGCAGCAAGGGCACGCUGAUAAGAGUGUUCAACACAGCUGAUGGCGCCAAGCUGCACGAGGUGAGGAGUGGGGUGUGA
Closterium sp. Naga37s-1 is the source of this 1587-nucleotide messenger RNA. NCBI's taxonomy places the organism in Eukaryota, Viridiplantae, Streptophyta, Zygnematophyceae, Desmidiales, Closteriaceae. The record is from the annotation of a GenBank genome assembly.